AAGCAUAUUCAGUAAGGAUUUUAUCUGAAGUGAAUAGUGUACAACCAUGUACAUGAACAUUUUGUUAACAGGUUUGCUCCUCUUUUCUAAGGAAAGCAAUGGCCAUAAAAUAAACAAAGAGAAAUGUGUCAGGGACGUCGCCGACAAAGUGGCUACUCUAAUUACAACAACUACGAGUCAGUGCAUUAUCACCCCUACCGAAGGUUUAGAUGAUCACGACCGACCCUCUGACUGUGGUGAUUUGAAGAAAUCAGAAUACAAAAGUGGCCAUGGAGUAUAUAAAAUUUUCCCGGAUGGAACUUCUGGUUUUCACGUCUUUUGUGACAUGGAGACUGACAAAGGUGGUUGGACGGUAUUUCAACGAAGAACAAACAAUUAUGUCGGCUUUUAUAGAGAAUGGGAAUCUUAUAAGAAUGGCUUUGGAAAUCUAAAGAGUGAUUUCUGGUUAGGGAAUGAAUAUUUGAACAAAAUAACUGAACAGGGAUAUUACAUACUGCGGAUUGAUAUGGAGGAUUUUGAAAAUAAUCACAAAUACGCCAUCUAUGAGAAAUUUGCUGUUGAGAACGAGAAGUCUGGAUACAAGCUGAAGGUAGCUGGUUAUACUGGAAAUGCAGGUGAUUCAUUCAGCGGUCAUAAUGGAUAUAAAUUUACUACAAGGGACAGGGAUAAUGAUGCUUACCCACAUAACUGUGCUGAGUUGUAUUACGGAGGAUGGUGGUAUACUAAUUGUCAUUAUUCAAAUUUGAACGGGAUGUACCUAAUGGGAAAACACAGUUCUUAUGCUAUUGGUGUUAAUUGGAAGACCUGGAAAGGAUACAACUACUCUUUAAAAACAACACGCAUGAUGAUACGACGAGCCUAAUAAAAUAAUCAAUAAAAAUGAACAAGUUGAA
Mytilus trossulus (common blue mussel) is the source of this 893-nucleotide messenger RNA. Its product is annotated as microfibril-associated glycoprotein 4-like. The coding region runs from base 47 to 862 and encodes 271 amino acids. The record is from RefSeq and is a predicted model, not a curated record. Lineage: Eukaryota; Metazoa; Mollusca; Bivalvia; Mytilida; Mytilidae. The transcript is spliced from 6 exons.